This is a messenger RNA of Microtus oregoni (creeping vole), 1859 nucleotides long. Its product is annotated as serpin B9-like. The record is from RefSeq and is a predicted model, not a curated record. Gene Ontology annotation, molecular function: serine-type endopeptidase inhibitor activity. Bases 85 to 1224 code for a protein of 379 amino acids. NCBI's taxonomy places the organism in Eukaryota, Metazoa, Chordata, Mammalia, Rodentia, Cricetidae. The transcript is spliced from 7 exons. Gene Ontology annotation, cellular component: cytoplasm. Gene Ontology annotation, biological process: negative regulation of endopeptidase activity.
CUGAGUAAGCAGUUAAGCCCUACUCCAGGACAACAAGCCUUGAACACUGUGCUGGGAGACUGCAAAAUUGGCAGACUCUGCAUCAUGAACACUCUGUCUGAAGCAAACGGCACCUUUGCCAUCCACGUUUUAAAGAUCCUUUGUCAAAACAACCCUUCGAAAAAUGUAUGUUACUCUCCUGUGAGCAUCUCCUCUGCUCUAGCUAUGGUCCUCUUGGGGGCGAAGGGAGACACUGCAGUCCAGAUAUCUCAGGCACUUUGUUUAAACACAGAAGACGACAUUCAUCAAAGCUUCCAGAGGCUUCUCAGUAAUCUGAACAAGCCCAACAGAAAGUACUUGCUUAGAAUGGCCAACCGGCUCUUUGCAGAGAUCACUUACGAAUUCCUCCCAACCUAUAAGGAGUCCUGUCUCCAGUUCUAUCACUCGGAGCUGGAGCAGCUGUCCUUUGCCAAAGCUCCAGAGGAGUCCAGGAAGCACAUAAACACGUGGGUCUCCAAACAGACUAAAGGGAAAAUUCCAGAGUUGCUGUCAAAUGACUCAGAUGAUCUAGAGACCAGACUGGUUCUUGUCAAUACCUUAUAUUUCAAAGGAAGAUGGAAUAAAGAGUUUGACACAGAAGAUACCCGUGAAAUGCCGUUUAAGAUAAGUCUGAAGGAAGAGAGACCAGUGCAGAUGAUGCGUCAGGAAGACAGAUUUAACCUCGCCCACGUGAAGGAAGUACAGGCACAGGUGCUGGUGAUGCCCUAUGAGGGCCUGGAGCUGAGCUUUGUGGUCCUGCUCCCGGACAAUGGUGUGGACCUCAGCCAGGUGGAAAACAAUCUCACUUUUGAGACGUUAAUGACCUGGACCAAACCUGACUUUAUGAAGAGCAUUAUGGUUGAGGUUUUCCUUCCAAAAUUUAAACUACAAGAGGAUUAUGACAUGAAGUCUGUGUUUCAGCACUUGGGAAUGGUGGAUGUCUUCCAAGGCGGCAAGGCUGAUUUAUCAGGAAUGUCUCCAGAGAGAGACCUAUGUCUGUCCAAGUUUGUUCACAAGAGUGUUGUGGAGGUCAACGAAGGCGGCACUGAGGCUGCAGCAUCUUCAGCUGGAAAAGAUGUAUUUUACUGCGACUGUGAUGAUGAUGAUGAUGUUCCAACGUUCUGUGCAGACCACCCCUUCCUUUUCUUCAUCAGGCACAACAAAACCAAUAGCCUCCUGUUCUGUGGCAGGUUCUCCUCUCCCUAAAGGCACAGUUACCAUUUGGGAAACAGUUUACAACUCUGUGAGGAUGGGCAUGGAGGGGUAUGAAAGCACUAUCCUCCUGACAGCCUCAUCUAAUGAGGCCCAUAUUCCUCUCUGCCUACCUUGACAUUCAUCUGUUCCCUUUGCCAGGUUACGGGACCACAGAGUGAUUUGUUUUUUUGUUGUCUUUAGGAGCCAAACAAAUCCAACAAGGUAGCCUAUAGGGUUAUCUAAGGUGACCCUAAUAAAGAUCCUACACACUGCACAGAAAAGCCACGCCUGCUAUAUACACUGUGCUUUCCUGGCUCCUCAACUCUUGCCAUCACUUGCCUUAACCUGUUCACAUCAUAGUAAACACUUCUGUGGAUGAUGAUCACAGAUCUCCUAGUGAUUGGCCCUUAGUGCACAUUUUAACUUUACUUUUCUUUGCUGUUCACCAGUCACCGGGUGUGUGCCCACCACUGUGUUAGGCUUGGGGGCAGGUGCAGACAGUGUGGUCCUCUAACAGCUGGCCUUUUCUAUAUGUUGUCAACUUAUCUAGGAGUCCUGACAGCUAGCUUGGACUACCACAUGUUCCCUCACAGGAGUCACACUUCUGUAGACAAUUGGGCUUCACCACAACCAACUGUAAUAAUAAU